Microplitis mediator is the source of this 2164-nucleotide messenger RNA. RefSeq names its product ATP-binding cassette sub-family G member 4-like. NCBI's taxonomy places the organism in Eukaryota, Metazoa, Arthropoda, Insecta, Hymenoptera, Braconidae. The record is from RefSeq and is a predicted model, not a curated record. Gene Ontology annotation, cellular component: plasma membrane. Bases 260 to 2164 code for a protein of 634 amino acids. The transcript is spliced from 8 exons. Gene Ontology annotation, molecular function: ATP hydrolysis activity; ATP binding; ABC-type transporter activity.
UUAAGUUUAUAAAGACUGACUGAGCCUUUGGACCAGUCGCAGUUAUACUUCCAGCUUAUCUGGUUGUAUUUUAAACGAACUUACGUCAAUUGAUAUCGACCUAUUAAUUAUUAAGAAAACAAAAAGAAUUAAAUUAAAUAAUUAAGUAUUAUAAAUUAUAAUAAUUUAUAUAUUUAUUUAUAAUCAUAAGUUCUAUUAACUCAAAGUGAAAUUACGCAGAUUGUGAUAAAUAUAUUUAAUUUAUUAAUAAUUAUGAAAUAUGAACCUUGAAAAUUUAGUGAACCUUGAAAAUGGAGAUGAAAUUAAUGGCCUGAUAAACGAGUCGUCCUUGAUUGGAGCGAUGGUUCAUAUUGAAAGUUCUCAGACCAAAAAUUUGAUUAAACAGCAACCGAAUGCCGGCAGUAUUAAUAUUGACUUCAGAGAUUUAAAUUAUUCUGUACGUGUCAGUCAAAAAGGAAAAUGCAAAAGAGAAAUUUUGCGGGCUGUAAGCGGUUAUUUUCGCGCGUGUUCUUUGAACGGAAUAAUAGGACCAUCUGGAGCGGGGAAAACAAGUCUGCUGAGUAUCAUCUGUGGAUUCAAAAGCUCAAACAUUCGCGGUAAUAUCUCAGUAAAUGGGAUUAAAGUUGAUGCAGAUGUUUUGCGUAAACUCACGUGCUAUAUUCCACAAGAGUUUGAUUUAUUGCCAUUACUUACUACUCAAGAAACUUUGUACUAUUCAACGAGAUUGAAAGUUUCGAGGAAUAUUCGCACGUGUCAAGAUAUUGUGAAUGAAGUAGCGGAAAAAUUGGGAUUACUAGAAUGUCUAGGAACGAUGGCUGCAAAUUUAAGCGGGGGAGAAAAAAAACGCCUGUCGAUUGGAGUAGAAUUAGUCACGAAUCCUCAGGUACUGAUACUGGAUGAACCAACGAGUGGGCUGGACUCAGCAGCUUCAUGCCAAGUGAUCAGUUUGAUUAAAAAAAUGUCACAGUCCGGGUGCACGAUAAUCUGCGCGAUCCAUCAACCGAGUAGUCGAAUAAUGACGAUGUUCGACAACGUCCUGGUGCUCGCCGAUGGUCGCGAUCUUUACUGCGGACCUCAGACUAGUAUUGUAACAACUUUCGAACAAGCGGGAUUCACUUGCCCGUCUUUCUACAAUAUCUGCGAGUUUGUGAUUGAAGUCGCGACGGGACAACGCACUGGCGACUGCCAAUUGCUGAAGAAAUUCAAUGGAGAGUUUUAUUUGUCUUUCUUGAAGAGUUUGAAAGAUAGUUCUCAUAACAAGUCGAUUGUUCUACCGAUCAAUGAUCUCUGUGAUAAAAAAGAGUAUGAUAAAAAGAACUGUUCAUUACCGUGGACUAAUGAACUUCAAGUUCUUCUUUGUCGUGCUACGACAUGCGUUUGCCGUGAUAAUACCAUGACUAAAUUAAGAUUAUUAUCUCAUAUAGCAAUUGGGCUACUACUGGGUCUUGUUUUUCGUGAUUUUGGUCAAGAUGCCAGCAAAACACCCAGUAAUAUUGCUAGUUUAUUUUUUUUCUUAUUGUUUUUAUUUUUCGCCAAUGCUAUGCCAGCAGUACAAAUGUUUCCCAUCGAAGCCGCAGUCUUUGCCCGAGAGCAUUUAAAUAAUUGGUACAGCCUGUGUACUUAUUACAUCUCAAAAAUAAUAACCGACCUCCCACUACAGAUUCUAUGCCCAACAUGUUUUCUAAUAAUCGCCUACUGCUUGACCGGCCAACCCUUGGAAUGCGACAGAUUUAUAAAAGUAUGGCUGAUGUGCUUCCUCAUAUCUAUUUUGGCCCAAUCAUUUGGAAUCCUCGCUGGAGCAGCAUUCAAUACCCACGUCGGCUGUUUUCUUGUGCCAGCUCUCAACAUUCCCAUGUUUCUAUUCGCAGGUUUUUUCAUAAAACUCUCCGAGAUAUCGUCGUACUUUUAUCCCUUAUCAGCAAUCAGUUUCUUCCGUUACGCUUUCGAGGGAAUAAUGCAAUCGGUCUACGGAAAUGACCGCCCAAUUUUGAACUGCACGACUGACUUUUGUAUUCUCCGUAAGCCGAAAUUUAUUUUGUCAUACAUGGACAUGCCUUCAACGACAUUUCCGGUAAUAAUUGUCAUACUUUGCAGCUGGAUUUUAAUUAUUCACACGUUAAUUUAUCUGGUUCUAAAAUGGCGCAUAAUUAAUGUUUUUAAAUAA